Podarcis lilfordi (Lilford's wall lizard) is the source of this 37545-nucleotide messenger RNA. The record is from the annotation of a GenBank genome assembly. NCBI's taxonomy places the organism in Eukaryota, Metazoa, Chordata, Lepidosauria, Squamata, Lacertidae.
AAUGGGCGUGGCCGGAUCGGCUGAGGGAGAGGCGGCCCGGCUGGAUCGUCUGUGGGUUUCGUCCGAUGGCGGCGCCCCUUCCUUCCCGCUGAGGCGGCCGCGUAUGGCCAAGAGCCGAGCGGGAGGAAGCGGCGGCGGUGACGACGGGGAGGCUGCCUCCGCCGCCCAGGCCGGCGGCAUGGGCUCUGCGCCCCGCGGACCCCUGGCCGAGGCGGAGGAGGACGACGACGCUGCCGAAGACGAGGCGGCGUCGGCGGCAGCGGCCAGCGAGAUGGACUCGCGGAGCUCCUUGGGCGGCGGCGGCAGCAGCUCCGACGGCGAGCGCCGCGUCGACAAGUUCGGCUUCCUCGUCGCCGACGGCGGAGACGGACCAGAGCAGGAGGCGCCGUGAGUGGCGGCGGGGGAGGGGGUGCGCGCUGGGCACUCUUGCCAUGGGCAGGGGCACUCUUGCCCCUUUCGGGAGUGGGUGGGGAUGGGCUCGCCUCGAGCCCGGGAGUGGCCGCCAGAAUCAGGAGGAAAGUGGUAUUCGGUUCCCACCUCGUUGUAGUCGGCUCAAGUGCGGCAGAGGCGCUCUCGCCAUGCGCAGGGGCACUGUUGCCAUUCCCCGGAGAUUGGCCUGUCUCUGCUAUUGGCAUAGGUUCCUUCGCCGCCGCCGCCUCCCCCAAUAAAAUAUUUGAGGGGGCCGCCCCCACCCCCAAAGUUGAUGGACAUUGCCUUACGAAUGGUGUGCGCGUGCUAAGCACCAUGCGAUCGAUUAUACGGGGUGGGGCUUACUUGCCUCUCCCAUUACAGUGGUACCUCGGGUUACAGACGCUUCAGGUACAGACUCCGCUAACCCAGAAAUAGUACCUCGGGUUAAGAACUUUGCUUCAGGAUGAGAACAGAAAUCACACGGAGGCAGCGGGAGGCCCCAUUAGCUAAAGUGGUACCUCAGGUUAAAAACAGUUUCAGGUUAAGAACGGACCUCCAGAACGAAUUAAGUUCUUAACCCGAGGUACCACUGUAUUUUAUUCAAGUUGGCAUCUCAUCUUCUUGGGGAGGGUGGUAGGUGGAAGUUUCUGUCUCUCUCACACACUCACACGCACACACUUAGCAGGGCACUCUUGCCAUGGUCAGGAGGCACUCUCUGUGCCAAGAAUGAUGAGCUGUGGUAGGAAAACCCUGUGGAAGGGAAACUGCAAGUGGUAGCUAUAUGUUUGUGGUGUAGAGGCGCUCUGUCUGUGGGCAAGGGUGCUCUUCCCUGUUUGGGAGCUGGCUUCUGUCACUCCUGGUGUGGGUGAGGGUGAACAGCUGGUGACUUAAGUUUCUGUAACACCCCUCCCCCAAUGGGCUGGGGUUUGCACCCAAGAGUUAUAACCCCCGUUGCCUUUUGGGGAAAUUGGCUUUUCUCCCUUCCCGGAGUGGUGAGGGCCAGUUUCUCUGAGGCAUUUUUGCCAUGGGCAGGAGCACUCUUGCCUUUCUGGGAACUGUCCUGUCUUGCUGGCAGGCUGGGUGGGUGAGGCUGGACAACCAGUGGCUGUAAAUUUCUGUAAUCCCCAGCAGCCAGGGCAAGGGGGCACUUCUUUCAUGGGGUGGGGAGGGGUGCUGUUUGCAUCCCAAAGGGAUGAGCCCUGACGGGGAGCCCUGUGAAGGUAGAACGGUCGGUGGAAGCUAUAUGCAUAUGUAACCCUGAUGGCCAGGGGUGCUCUGUCCAUGGGCAGGGAUAGUAUUGCUUUUGUGGGCUGUGUUGAAAGUUGUUUCUAGGCAGAAGAGAGGUGGGUAAGCAAUUGCUUUGGUAGUAAAGCACAAAGAGCUUCCUAUUUAUGUAACCUCAGAUGGGCUGGAGGAAGCUUUUCCCAUGGGCAGAGGUUCUUUUGCUUUUGAGAGUUGGAGUCUAAUUGUGUUUGAGGAUGACCCGAGGCUGAAGAAUAUCGCUUUUGGCUACAGAUGUAUGUUGCCUUCAGAGAGGUGCCAGGGCUCCAGCCUGCCUAGAUUGGGGUGUGUCCCACCACCUGGCUUGGAGGGAUGUGUGAUUAAAGGGAUUCUGAGGACCUCUUGUUACUCUAAACUCCACUGUGGUCCAGAAUAAAAUGGGGCCAAGCCUACUUGGUUGAAGCCUCCUAUCCAGUUUCUCCCUGGGAUGUCCCAGGGUAUGGUUGCGUAGAAGGCACUUUUCAUGAGCUUGGGUUUUCACACUUUUUAUUCUCCCUCCCUCUGUUUAGCGCUCUUGAGUCUGGAAACUGGUUUAGGGACUGAGUACUAAGGCAUGGAAUGGGGAGGAUGUGUAGAUUUUGGAUUGCGAGAUUUAGGGGAGGCCUCCCCUGUUCUUCCCAGUGAGGGGUGGAGGGAAAAUGGAAAUUGUCUCAGUGCAACAGUAGUGAGAAGUUGCUGCUGAACUUCCCCUCCUAACAGUACCAGAGCCCUUCUGAGAUAUUGAAACAACUGAGGGAUGGAGGCUUUAGGCAGCAAACCCAGUCUACGGGCAACUGGGCCACAAGUGCGUGGGAAUUGCAGUGCAGGGAGUAUUCUUGUUUUGAAGUCAAGAGGAGCUUUAUCUGAGGGUAGCGGAGUAAGGCAGGCUUUAGGAAUGCAGAUGUUGUGGCUUGGGGAAUGGAUCUUGAUUGCCAAAUCCCCCUUCUCUGGGAUACCUUCAUCCCAGUCUCCACUGGGUGGGUGGUGGCAGUAGGCUAGAACUUGCUACAUGGGGCCUCUUAAAAUCAACCUCUUUCCCCAAGUCUUCAUGCACUGUUUUGGAGGGGGUGCCCUCCAUUGUAGGAUGUUUUGACUUCUUAUGUAAGCUCCUUAAGUUGCAGUCUGUGUCCCUUUACUCUAUCUGAGCCAGCCUGGAACUGGGCUUCCCCAAAGCAAUUUUCCCUCUCAGGGGCUGGUCUGCUGUAAAGCAUAGAUGAUCAUGUCCAAAGACACUAGGCAGUUGUCUUGGAUAAUCACCCUUCUCUCAGUUGACCGUGAGGCAGGUUAAUGAUUGUAAAGCAUUUUUUCUGCUGCGCCACAGAAGCAGCAACUGUUUUGUUUUGCUUUGUAUGGCUUUGACUCUGUGGCCUGCUUCCUCCCCAUUCUGAAAGAAGACAAUUGAUCGAGGAGGAAACAUUCCCUUCAGCAUGAUUUUUUUUGGAACUGAAGAGCAUGAUAUCCUCUGAACUGAAGUAAAGGUGGGGGGAAGAAGCCACGUAACCCAUGACACUCUGGGGUGGGCGAGCCUGGAGAAUGAUUAAUGCACACCUUGCAAAUGAGACGUGUAUUGCAUUCCAGCAUCUCUUGUGUGAGAGUAGGUAUACCUGUUUUGGUGAGAGCAGGGUCACUGUGGAAAGGUGGUAAGCUGGCUAGCAUCCAACACAUGGCCCAUCCCAGCCAGUUGGCACUGUUCACUUACCCACAUGACGCUGUAAAAAGCAUGUCUCGAUAGCGAUAUUUCCCAUAGGGCAGCCUUCCUUUCCUAGCCACCCAGCAAUUAAAAUAUAACCCAGCCUUACAAAUAAACCCGCGGAUAAUUUAUUAUAUUUCUAUAAGGCAUUUAUAUACUUUCUGUCAAAUGGAUCCUGCAAAGCAGUUUACAAUAAUGUUUGUACAACGAAACGAGACAAUAAAAAAUUUGUAUACAUGCAAAUGGGGGGGGGGGAGUUUUGAAGCAGCUGUUUUUCAGCUUCUUUUUCUGCUACCCUCAGGACAAAGGGGUGUUUCAAAAGCCCAUGUGGUGGGGGAAGGAGGAGCCAUGGCUGUUUAGAUCAGGUGUGGGGAACUUUCAACCUCCAGAUGUUGCUGAAAUUCAGCUCCCAUCAGCCCUAGAGAGCACUGCCAGUGUUUAGGGAUGGUGGGAGUUGCCAUCUGGAGGGCCAAAGCUUCCUCACACCUGGUUUAGUUUAUCAGCCUGCUUGCCAAUGCAUAUGGAUAUAUAUAGUCAUUUGUGGCACAUUAAAAACUUGAAUGCAUGCUGAAGUGGAGAUGCUGUCUUUUCCGCUUCCCAAAUGAUUCCCUGUUGGAUCAUGUGGAGAGAUGAUUGGUUUUUUGUUUUGUUUUUCCUACAGGUGACCAAGUGAGUAGCCUGCCAUGUCUAACCUUUGUGAGUUAUAGGGACAAGAUGCCUUGCUGUGAAGGGGGAAACAGUACUGUUGAGCCUCGUCCCCCUCUUCCUAGGAUAGGAGCAUUGGGUCCUUUAACUGCAGAACCUAAACUACUGAGCUUCAUUCAGUGAGCUGUGACUCACAAGUGGUUUGCAAAUGGACCUUGGGUGGAGUGUAUCAGUGGUGCUGCCACUGUCUCAUUUCCCAACUUAUAAUACCGUAUUUUUUGCUCUAUAAGACUCACUUUUUCCCUCCUAAAAUGUAAGGGGAAAUGUGUGUGCGUCUUAUGGGGCGAAUGCAGGCUGUGCAGCUAUCCCAGAAGUCAGAACAGCAAGAGGGAUUGCUGUGGAGCGAUCCCUCUUGUUGUUCUGGCUUUUGAGAUUCAGAAUAUUUUUUUUCUUGUUUUCCUCCUCCAAAAACUAGGUGCGUCUUAUGGUCUGGUGCGUCUUGUGGAGUGAAAAAUACGGUAGCUGCUUUUUCAGGGUAAAAGCAGGUGUUAGAUGCAGAAAUAGCCACACUCCACUAUGGAGUGAAGCUGCUUUUGGCCACUUUUGUACACCAGCAAGCAAUAUGAUGGUUCAGACCACCUGAGGGGGGGAAGCAGAAGCAGAAAAGAAUAAAGAUAUGAAAUAGAAGCACCUCCUACGACAUAAUGGGUCAGUGUGACCAGCUGUUAACCGGAAGGUUGGUGGUGGAAGCUCACCCAGGGACAGCUGUGGGCUCUGUGUUGAAGCCUGAGAUUGAAGGUGGAUCCUGGUUGGCUGUAAAGGAGUUCCGCAGAAUUGAUUUGUUUUUGUUUUUUUCAAAUGGGCUUGUCAAUUUCACUUUUGCUGUCAGAAAUGAGGAAGUGAAAAUGACACAUCCUGUUCACUACCCUGGAACAAUGGGAGUGGGUGGCCUUCAAACAGUAUGCCAGUAGGCAGAUUAAAAAUCGCAAGAGGUUCACAGAACGGGUGAGGCACUCCCUGACUGGGGGGGUAGGGAGAGAGAGAGGAGGAUAGACUUAAAGCAGUGAAAACACCCUGUUUUUGUUUAUUAAAAAAACACAUAGAUUCGGAUUCGAACUUGUAAACUGGGGCUAUACUGCGAGGGAGCGCUGAGUCUACACAAUAUAUCCAAAAUCUACUGACAGUGUAGGCGUUGGACAUGGGAUGGUAGAGGAAUUUGUGUUGCUCAACUUGUAUCUCUCUGAUUUCCCUUUCUGCUCAUGCCUGCAGCAUUAGCCUAUACCAGGGGUCAGCAAACUUUUUCAGCAGGGGGCCGGUCCACUGUCCCUCAGACCUUGUGGGGGGGUGUACUAUAUUUUUUUUGGGGGGGGGGUGAACGAAUUCCUAUGCCCCACAAAUAACCCAGAGAUGCAUUUUAAAUAAAAGGACACAUUCUGCUCAUGUAAAAACACCAGGCAAGCCCCACAAAUGAUCCAGAGAUGCAUUUUAAAUAAAAGGACACAUUCUACUCAUGUAAAAACACACUGCUUCCCAGACUGUCCGUGGGCCGGAUUUAGAAGGCAAUUGGGCCAGAUCCGGCCCCCGGGCCUUUGUUUUCCUACCCAUGGCUUAUACUGUACAGUAUUAGAUAUUGCCACUUAUUAAAAGGUGCCUGCACUGUCUGUGCUUUUCCUUCUUCUGGUAGGAAUCUCAAUGAAUGUGGUAGCUGGAGAGAAACUGGUAUUUUCCUAGCAACUAAAAAUAAAAUUGUGGCACUGCCUUCAUUGAGGAAAUACAUCUUGGAUACUUGCUUUUGGUGUGAAUAUACCUAGGUCUGAAAUAUUGUCCAGCACUUUCUGACUACCUUGUAUUGAAAGGAGCAGGGGCACAACUGGACAGCCUGAUCAUCCUAUCACAGCAGACCUGUUAGCUCUUACUGUGGCCCCAAAUGGACUGAGGUAUCUAAGAACAUGCUACCUCCUGUUGGGGGUUCCAAGAUAAGCCAUUGUUUACCGGGCCCAGUUGACUUAAUUCAGUUGCUUCUAGUAUUGAGAGGAGAUCUGGUGUGUUUAGGAAGAAAAUAGUACGCUGAAUCAAAGAGGCGUAGGGAUUGGAGUGUAGGUUUCUCCGGUUGAGUUCAUGGAGACUAGGAGUCAAUAUUUGCCACCCGCACAUAGCAAACGGUUGAUGUUCAGGGCUGUUGGAGGAUAUGCAGACUGAGUGAAUGUUGCUUUUUAUGAGAGCCUUUGCCAGACUGCGAGAGCUCCUUAACAUGCAGGAGGAGUGUCUGGAAUAUGUAGCAGAGGAGAUAAGUGAGAGUGAAGGAGAGAGCAAGCAGCCACUACUGCAGUGUGCUGAUGCCAGAGCUACUCCCUCUUGUUGCUUCGUUGUAUAUAUGAGAGCAUGAAUCUCAUUCGCUGGGAGGCUGUGGCUGUUGCACAAAACACCCAGAAAAGGUUGCAAUGAAAGGAGAUUUGGGAAAUUAGUCCCUGUUACCUUGGCUGCUCUAAGUGUGGUAGUGACUCCCAAAUUGGGUGCUGUGUCCCCCACUACCUCUUUGAGCUCAGAGGCCCCAUGAGGGAUUGAUCCUGUCUCCUGCUCAUAUGAACUGUGACAUCAACUUGAGGGCGGGCCUUAGGAUGUAUUGGGAUUCCACAGUGCAGUCUGCUGCUCUACUGUGGAUGGGCACAGCAUUACCAUAGAAACGUCUUUAUUAGCUAGGGAACAUGGUGCCAUCCCUGACUGACCGAUCCAAAGGGUAUGAUCAGAGGUUUGGAGGCAAUAUUAACUGGGCUAUUUUGCAGUCUUAAGAAGAGUUCCAUGUCAAAGUGAUCAGGAAAACCUAUGUGCAUCUCAUAAGUAUACUUGAAAGAUGACAAUUGGAACAGGCAUCCCCAAACUCGGCCCUCCAGCUGUUUUGGGACUACAAUUCCCAUCAUCCCUGACCACUGGUCCUGUUAGCUAGGGGUGGUGGGAGUUGUAGUCCCAAAACAGCUGGAGGGCCGAGUUUGGGGAUGCCUGAUCUGGAACAUAAGAGUCCGCCUUCUACUUCUCCCCACUGGAAAUGGAAUGAAUGAGAAGAGGGGGUUUUCCUCCCUGGCUGGAGCCUUGACAAAAAUUGCUCCUCUUAAGGAACUGGCAACAACAAAAAAUCAGGUAGCAAUUUAAGGGAAAGACCCCUAGGAAGCUGCCUUAUACUGAGUGAGAGCAUUGGUCCAUCUAGCUUAGCAUUGUCUUCAUUGACAGGCAGCAGCUCUCCAGGACUUCAAGUGGGUUUCUCUCCCAGCCCUGCCUGGAGAUGCCAAGGAUUGAACUUGGGACCCCUGCAUGCAAAGUGCUCUAUCUCUGAGUUACAAGGAAAUAUUAAAAGAGGGCAACAAACAUUUGAGUCAAGGCAACUGUAUGCAAAAUGCAUCUCUUAGGAACUUUCAUCAUGAUCAUUUUUGCUUGGAGUUUCUGUUCUAAACAAAACAAUGCAAUAAUAAUCUGAGAUGCAGAAUAGGUUUUUACUGUCCUACCUUAUCCUGGUAGCCAUGGAUGGAUUUAAAGCUCCAUUCAAAAGAAACAAAAUCAUAGAAUCCCCGAGCUGGAAGGGGCCCAAGGGUCAUCUAGUCCAACCCCCUGCAAUGCAGGAAUCACAGCUAAAGCAUCCAUAACAAAUGGCCACCCAGUCUCUGCCUUAAAAUAGCAUAAGGGUAUAAGGUUUCUUCCAUCUUAACCUACCUUCCAUUAAACUUUUCAGAAGCAUUUCAGAAGCUCUCAAAUGGCCCAGAGUCUGUCUCUGCAGCUGUGAGGUCUAAAGAAACCAACUUAUUCUCUCACGGCUCUGUGGCAGUUAUCAGAGUUUGAUUAGAGGCUUGUAGGUGCCUCCCCCCUGCUUUCUGUUUGUGGUACUUUUAGAUCUCUUCACAUUCCUAGGUUGCCCGCACGAAGGUUGCAAGUGAAACCACUGACUGGGAACAAACAGUUACUGAGACUUCUGCUAUCUCAGGCUUGCGGAUAAAUCCACAAACCUAACCUAUUACUUAUUUUUGGCUUACGAGCAUUUAAGAGCCUAUCCUUUAGCCCACACAUAAUGCUGUGGUGUUGCUUGUUACCCGACAACAGCCUGAAAGGAAACUGAAUGAUCCAACAACAGUCUCUCUCUUCCUGUUUAUCAGACUUCCCUUACCUGGUGGCCAGGAAGGCAAUUAUUCCACACUGCAGGUGAGCAGCAAGUGGCUGUUGUGAAAGUGACACUCUCAUCUUAUUCUCAUUGCCUAAUCCUUGUUUCAUGAACUGCCCUGUAGCUACAGGCACUUUGCAUAUGCCACGGGGCAUGCUAAAGGUGUGCUUGUGCUAAAGGAGUGCUUCAUUCCAUAGCUCGAGUCAAGAACCUAGGAAGUUGCCAUGCUGAGGGUUGCAUUCCCUCAUGGGCAACCUUUCAGGGGCCAGUGCCAGGUGUGGGCAGGGCAAAAAAUAGAUGGGAUCAGAGGCAGAAGUGGCUGGAGCAACACAUGGCUCUUUCCUUUGUACAUUACUCUGUUUUCCAGACAAGCAAACAUCAAAGGGUUCUAUACACACCCCUCUCCCCAUACAGGUAAAGGUAAAGGGACCCCUGACCAUUAGGUCCAGUCGUGGCCGACUCUGGGGUUGCGGCGCUCAUCUCGCUUUACUGGCCGAGGGAGCCGGCACACAGCUUUGGGUCAUGUGGCCAGCAUGACCAAGCCGCUUCUGGUGAACCAGAGCAGCACACAGAAACGCCUUUUACCUUCCCGCUGGAGCGGUACCUAUUUAUCUACUUGCACUUUUUGGCAUGCUUUCAAACUGCUAGGUUGGCAGGAGCAGGGACCGAGCAACGGGAGCUCACCCCGUCAAGGGGAUUCGAACCGCCGACCUUCUGAUUGGCAAGUCCUAGGCUCUGUGGUCUAACCCACAGCGCCCCCCCCCCCCAAUACAGGUAGGAGAGAGCAUUGAUCAAAGUUUAAGGAUACAUUGAGAGGUGAAGUUUGGAGAGGAGGCAUGGCUAGGGAGAGGCCUGAGGCCUGGAUUGAGAGACCGUGCUACAUAAUUUAUAUGCACGCACACGGAAUACACAUCCUGUUAAUGUGCGAGAAGCAGUUUGGUGCCUUUUCCAGAUUUCUCUGAUUUUGCUGCAGUUUUAAAUAUUAUUUUGGUCCAAAGUCUCUCAUUUCCAGGAAAGAUGGUGACAAAGGGGCUAGAGAACAGAAAAACAAAGAUUAGAGGGAGAACAGAUGCAGCUGUGGUAGGAGGCAAAUACAUCCUGCUUGGAUGGGUGCCUGGGGCAAACAGUGGAAGACCUCUGCAGCUGGGAGGUUGACCAGCAGACUGCAUUAAGCACUUUGAGUAGUACAUUGAAAGUAUGCUUAAUGUAGCCUUUCCCAUUCAGGUGUCUUUCCAGACCCACUUCCUACAAAAAUUAAGAGAUUUUGUUUUGUUUUUCUAGUUUUCUUUGUGAUUUGGGAGUUGCCUGUUUGGGGCUGUGCAUCUGCUUUUGUCCUUAGGUUGAUGCAGGAGGCAAAGUACAAGACACUUUCAACUUGCAUAAGGGUUAUGUUCCGGGGACAUGGGCAUAUCUAAGAUUUAUUUUAGGGGGGCAGGCAGAGUUAUCUGCAACACAGUUGGUCAGUUAGCUGCAGGCAAUAAUGCUUCAGAACACCAGUUGCUGGAAACCACAGGAGGGGAGAGUGCUUUGUGCUCAGGUCCUGCUUGUGGGUUUCCCAGAAAAGGCAUCUGGUUGGCCAUUGUGAGCAAAGGAUGCUGGACUGGAUGGGCCACUGGCCUGAUCCAGCAGGGUCUUCUUAUGUUCAGGGGAGGAGGGAAGGAAAAGGGGGUGGCAGAGAGAAAAAGUCAAGGUAUUUCACCCCAGACGUCAAACCUUUUCCCAUCCAUUACCAGCACGACCCCCACUUGAUUACCUUUGAAAGGAGUAUAGCCUUCAAUAGAAAGAAAGUCCCCUGCCCUUUGAGUAAAUGAGAUAAACCUAAGCAAUAUCUUUGCAAAGGGCAUGCAGCCUUGAGAGAUCACCGUCCACAAUAAAUUAAUAAUAAGACCUGGACAGGGCAGGUCUCCUUGUGGGGAGAUGUCAUGUAAUAUUAUGUUUGCAUACAAACAUACUGGGUGGGGCAUACCUGCAAAUUGGGUGUGGGGCAGUUCUUAAAUAUCCUGAUUUUUUUUUUUUAAAAAAGAAUAGCAUCUGUUCCCCCAAAAGCAGAUGUCCGGAGCCCUCUUCCCUCCUACCACCUUGUCUGUGUUAUCCCUCCACAAUCAGGAGGCAGAAUGCCUCUGAAUGCCAGUUACCAGGAAUCCAGGUGGGGAGAGAUGUGUUGCACUCAGUUCCAGCUUGACAAGCUUCCCAUUGGGGCAUCUGAUUGGCCAGAACAGGAUGCUGGAUUAGAUGGGCCACUGGCCUGACCAGUGACCAGGCUCUUCUUUUCAAAUACAUGUAGAAAACCUUCUUUAACUAGAAGCUAUUUUUUAAAGCCUAGGUUAAAGCUCAUCAAGUCGUCAUCUUGCUGCAAGUGGACAUUAUAGCCCUAAAACUGGCCGCACCUACCAAAGGUUGACUCAGAAUUGUUGAGACAACACGCUCCUGAACUUGGAGGAGAAGCAGAACUUCCUUCAUGCUAAGUUGCAAUGACCCAUUUUUUUACCUCAGUGGUUGUUUGCAAAUGGUGCAGGUCUAAUAUGCCUUCAGAGUUGGGUAAACCAUUUCCUGCACCCUAAGGGCAGAGUGAGAUGUCAGGUUCUGGGCAUCUGUCAUUUAAAUUAUAAUGUGGGGAGCUGUCCUCCCCAUAUGUUUUGACAAUACUUGUACAGCUUGCCUGUAAAUAACAUGUCUUUUUAAAAUUGGAUUUAUUAGCAGCUCAUCCUCAUCUGUUCUGUGCUGACAAAUAGCAUCAGAAGCAAGAUCUAGCCUAAUGAAUCUGGUGGUUUGCUCUUUUUUAAAAAAAGAAAAGAAAAGAAGGGUGAGUGGGGUGUGUGAAUUGUGCGUUUAAAACUAGGUCAAAGCAGGGCCUUUGCUCCACAUUAAAAUCCCAUCUAGUUCCUAAAGUAAUGCUGCACUAGGCAGAGUGGUGGGAUUGGGAUGCUGUUGCAAAAGUGAUUAGCCUAGGGGUGGCCUGCACCAAAGAUGUGCCACAUUCUAACUGAGCUCUUUUAUUGCAAUGAAGCAAGCGGUGCCACUGGUUUGUUUUCUGACAAAGAAGCGGAACAAAUCUAGUGUGUAAAUCAAGCUAGAAAACGCUUCAAUAAAGCCAGUACAUGAUUGAUGGGGAAGCAGAAGCUUUUAUUAUCUCACUUCCCAAUAUUUGGUCAUUAAAAAGCUGUGUGUGGGUAUUAAGGCAGAUAUGGAAAACCUUUGGCCCUCCACACAUUGCUGAACUGCAGUGCCUAUCAUCCCUGGCCAUUGGCCACUUUUGCUGGGGCUGAUGGGAGUUGUAGUUCAGGAACAUAUGGGGCAAAGGGGUGGGGCAGAGGCUCCUCACACCUAGGUUAAGGGGAGCAGAGGAAAGCAGGAACCUGAGGAAGUUAAAAGGAAAAUGGGUUGCUGAGAGCAAGGGAUCAGAAUGAAGGAAGGGGUAAAGCCUUAUGAGUCCAGAGUAUAGAAACCUAGGGCUUAACUUGAGAAUAGAAGCUAGUGACUAAAGGGGUUGGCAAGGGACGUUGUGUAGUUUACAGUCCAUUUUAAGCAUGGUGGCAGGCCGCCUUCCAGAGUAAAAAGCUUGAAGGCUUUUUCUCAUUUUCUGAGAUGGGUAUGGUUGAGAGCAGUUGGCUAGCAGGAGGUGGUUUAUUAUGCUGGUGGUUGAAGUGUUCCAAACUUCAUUGUGUUGUUGGCCUGUGGUCGGAACAACCGGCUGGAUAUUUACUCAGAGGCCUGCAGCCAAAGUCUUAUAUCCUUUGACUCUUCACCUCUUAAGCUGACUUAUGUGGCCUCCUAGUUUUCCAACUCUGACUCCUUCCUCUGUUUUUCUCCCCUCUGCCCUCAUUCUGACCAUUUCCUCUCAGACCUUCAUUUUGAUAUUCAUGCUGCUUACAUCUCCUUUCCUAGGCCCAUCCAUGUGCCCUGCUUCUCUAGGGUAAGAGCAGCUCAGCAUGACCUCUUAAGAGUCAGAGCAGCUGAGCCAGUGGCAGCCAGAGACUUCAGGGCAGCUCUGCCGAUCACUGCCAGGAGCUUUGCCACUGGACAUUACAUGCUUUGUGUAAUUUGACAUGACUCACAAGUUGUGCUUCUUAAAGUUUGAGUUACUUUGGUGCACAAUAUUGUGUUUAAAGCACAAAGUACACCCCACCUUUUGGCAUACAUGCCUAAUCAGUUUAACUAAUAAGCUUCUUCAUGCAUACGUUACAGUUAUAUACAGUGGAACCUUGGGUUACGUUACCCUCGGGUAACGUAAACUUCGGGUUGCGAAAGCGGCAAACCUGGUAGUGUUUUGCCGCUCGUGCAUGUGCAGAAGCGGUCUACCACCGCAUGCACAUGUGCAGAAGCGGUCUCUCCGGUUGAGAAAACUUUGGGAUACAGCCAGACCUCCGGAACGGAUCCCGUUCGCAACCAGAAGUACCACUGUAUAAAAGAUGGUAGGGAGAUUUGAAUAACCUCUUACUGAAGUGGUUGGGCAAAUUUUACCUUUGUUCAUCAGUGUUCAAUGGCACUGUGGAAAUUGGGCUGGCCUGAUUGAUCUGGUAGAGCUUCUGCUUGGCAUGCAGAGGGUCCCAGGCGCAAUCCUCAGCAUCUUCAGGUAGGGCUGGGAGGAUCCCCUGCCUGAAAUUUGGGAGAGCCACUGCCAGUCAGUGUAGACAACACUGAACUAGAUGGUCAGACUCUGUAUUUGGCAGCUUCCUAUCUAGUGAAGCAUGGGCCUGAGCAUGUAGAUUCAGCUGGGCCUUGAUAGUUAGGAAAGGCACAUGGCUUAGAUGUCUCAUCUGCUCCACCACCAGUAAUAGACGUUUAGCCGGCACCAGCUACAUGAAGUGGGCUAGAAGAAGGCCCAGUGCUUUUAGAAUCUGCAGGGAAUGAAUCUCUGGCAGCUAUUCCAGGCUCCAGGAUCUUGCUGUUCCAUUUCCGUCAAGCCAUGCCAGAUUCUUGUCUGCUGCAAAACUGGUUUUUCCAUUCAAGCGCAGGAUUUUUGCACACUGAUGUGCACUUGGCUUAAGCAUUGUCAGAUAAGCAGCUUUAUCUGGCUCCCUUCAGAAUCUCCUUCCUACAGGAGGAAUGGGAAAAUCUCUCGCUUUUGUGAAAAGAGUGGGUGGGUGUCACUUUGGAGCUGCGGAUGAGCCUGCUGUUAAAGCUCACCCGUGAAUUUUGGAGGAGUUCAUACUUGGCAAUUCUUGUGCAAAAGAGCAAGGCUGAGUACCUGUGCACUGCCUCCCAUCCUUCUUGAGACAAUUGUCAUUGACUGUAAAAUGGCAGCUCAUAUACAAGCAGGGACUGAGGUGCAGAGAGAGUGGGGAGCUUUGAAGCACUGACUUGGCAUUCCCGGUGCAUGCAUGGCCAGUGCAUAUUCAGAACUACUAGCUAGUGUGUUGUUGAGGCUAGAAGGUUGAGUUUGGACUAGAGAGGGCCAGGUUCAAAUUCUGUCACCAGCCCCCAAGUUUGCUGGGUGUGCUCUCUCAGCCUCACCUACCUCACAGGGUGGUUGUAGGAUUAAAAAGGAGCAAGCCCAGAGAAGGAGGCUGGGAGAAUACCUUAACUAAAAAUGCUUCUUCCAGUAGAGCCAGAUUAGGACCUUAAUUUCCCACCCUCCCAAAGAAAAGAUUUCAAAUGCUUCUUAUGCCCAGGUCUCUUGCUUUCUUCUCUGCUCUGUAAGUAGAGAGGAAGCAAGGAGCCCUGAAUAGUGUUAAGGUGGUGGGAGAGUGCAAAUUCAUCCUGAUCUGUCCACUAGAGGAAAUCCAGCAAGCAGAUUGAGAUGUAAUGUUUGGAGAGGAUCACACCCUCUAUACUAGGAGGGGUGUGUGUGUUGACCCUAUGGCCCUCCAGAUGUCAUAGGACUCCAUAUAUCCCUUUACAGAAGAUUGAAACAUCGCUAGCAGAAUUCUUGGAAUCUCAAAUUAUGCAAUAAUACUCCAUGUGUUGGUACAUCUCCUUGAAGAAAAUUGUAAUUACCAUAUUUUUCAAGGCUUCUACUAAGUAAGGAUUGGUGGAAUGACAGAACUGUUUGAGCUGAUUUUCAUCUCUCUCUUUUUCCCUUCCUGCCACUUUCCCCUUUUGUGUUGUGUCUCUUAGACCGUAAUAUUGAGGGCGCUAACUGUUGGUGGGAUUGAUAUUUGUAAGCUGCUCUGGGAGUCCCCUUUCUCCCUCCCCAGCCCCAGUUAAGAGUGGAGUCAGAAUCCUUCACUCAGUCCAAUAUCUAAAUAGAAUACUGCUGCAGCUGUGUGUGGGUGUUCCCAGAAUGGUUUGGUUAUAGAAUUAAUGUGUAUUUUUGUUAAUAAGCAGUUUUGAGCACACGGAGAGGUAGAGUUUUAAACCACAUCCAAUAAAUAAAUAAAUCUUGUGGCUACUGCUCUUCCUUGGAGGUUUGCCAAAGUCAGAGCCUGAGCAUCUUUCCAGAAGUGCUUUGUAGAGACUCCUAUAUUUGGGCCUGUUUUUGAUGGCAGUCAAUUCUUUAUGUAGGUGGAAGCUGGGUGUAACUAGAGAUGGAUGAAUUUGUCAAUUUCACUUUCUCAUUUCCCCAUCCCUUUAGGUUCUCUUCUCUACAUUUCUCCAUCAGUUUAUGAUUUUUUAAAAUACAGUCGUACCUCAGUUCUCGAAUAGAAUGCAUUCCGGGAGUCCGUUUGACUCCUGGAAUCAUUUGAGAACCAAAACGUGGCUUCCAAUUGGCUGCAGGAGCAUCCUGCAGCCAAUCAGAAGCCAUGCCAGAUGUUCGGCUUCCGAAAAUCGGAACACUCACUUCUGGGAGCCAAGGUGUUCAGCUUCCAAGGUACGACUGUAUAAAAAGUUCUCACAAAAAUUCAUCAGCCCUUUACUGUGUACAAUCUCCUGAUAAUGCUUUUUUUGUUAGCAGUUUUGCCUUAUAUUAAAUGUAUUUUGCUAGGUUUUCUACUAAUAUGCGCAUUUUAUGUAUGCUUUCCCCUAAUAUUUGUACUUUUGUAUAUAUUUUUUGGUUUGAGAAUGCAUUGCAAAAUUUGGAGAAAUGUGAGUUUUGAAGGGUGGCUGCUUUAAAGUUUGCAUAUUGUUUCAGCAAGUAUGAGUUAGGAGGGUUCACUUUCAGAUUCAUACCAACCCAAAUUUUUCACCCCAUACGUAGGUGUAAUGUUGGCUUUUCCAUCAGCAGCCGGGAGUUGAAGAGCAAACAGGGAAUUCUGAGCUGACAGAAACCCAGCAGGUCUAACAGAAACUGAUGCAUCUUUCCACUGGGGAAUAAAAUGGGCAGGUCUUGGAUGAAAGUUGCCUUGCUUAUCGCUCUAGCUUCAGUUUUUAUUAGACAUGCUGGAUAUCCAGGAAUUUCAUAGACUUGCUGGCUCUCGAAACCCCUAAACUGCUGAUGGGGUGGGGAGAAGCCCCUGCAUCAUGGACUCUCGAUUUAGUAAGGCCACACGCUUCUGUGCAAAGAGCCAGUUAGAUCUCUGUGGAAUGUGCUGUCCUGGCUGCCCCCAGUUUUAAUUUCAGUCUGGUUUGGCAGCAUUGCUUGUUUCUAGAGUUAUGUCUCCUUUUUCGGCAACACCCGGAAAAACUGAGUUGUGCUGGUUCUGUUAGCUGUGCCUCCGGUCACCCUCCUGCACUAAGACUGCAUCUGUCAGUGCAACUUUGCUUGGCUUCCUGCUCCUAGAACCUCUCCCACAUUCAUAGAUUAUUAUUGUCUGUUACUCCUUCUCCCUAGCCUGAAACCGGUAAUCUAGCCUGGAAUAGGGCCAAUGCAGCUAGGCAGUGUGUCGCCAAACUGUUUAUAAGCUGGUGCAGAUUGUAUUAUCAAAUCAACCUGUGCAGGCUUCAAGUUCUCAGGAAGGUCAGGCAAGCACAGUUGAUUUAUCUGACACAAGAAGUCAGAUUUGGAUUAUCUGCUUUGGUGACUUUGUGGACCUGGUGCAAGCAUAGCAGUUUGAAUGUAGGUUUUGUGCCCAGGGUUCAGAAGAAGGAACCCUGGUUGAUGUUAACUGUGGUUAGGGUUGCUGCUGAUGUACCCCUUAACCAUGGUUGGGAUGAGUGAAUUUGCUCUCUGGAGGGGAUUCAACUGUCUCCUCAUGAUCCCUUACGAGUGAGUCAGUGGUAUUUCUUGACUUGCCCAUAUGGGGUGUGUAUGGAUGAGUGGAUGGAAGAGAGAUUUAUGGCCACAGCAGAUGGUCAAUAUCCAUUUUGGAUUAAAAGGAUGGGGCUAUCUAGGUCAGGAGGUGUUAGAAAAACAUGGCUGUUUUCUCUAGAUUAAGUUUAUCAUUAUUAUUAAUUACUUAUUGGACUUUUUAUGGCAUACAAUAUAAUAUAAAGAAGCAUUAAAACCAAUGUAAAGCCAAAACAAAAGCGGAAAACACUGAUAUACAUAAAAAGCAGUCUAACAAAUCCUGCCUGCUAAUAGAAACCAUGAUGUCUACCGCCCUCCAAAUUAAAGGCCAAAAGCCUAGCACCUAAAAGUAGCCUGUGAUGGUGCCAGGCCUGCUUCCCUUGUGAGAAAAUUCUACAAGUAGGGAGCUACCACUGAAAAAUGCAUUCUUGUGCUGUCACCGUCUGGAUGACCUGAGAUGAUGAACACAGAGUUAGAGCAGGCAGGCUAGAGAUGGCAGGUGUGGAUGGCCCUUUGCCUCCUGGUAUUCCCCAUGUGACUGCUGUUGGGGUAAAUUAAUAGGUUAGCAGCCAAAUUUGUGGUGAAAGGGGAUAAGUGCUCGUUCUUGCCGUCCAAGAUAAACUGUGCCAGGGCGUGUCCUUUCCAGUCAUAGUAACACCAUGAUUCUGCUGACUUUGUCUGUGAUCCUUAACAGCCCCUUUAAGGUAGGUCACUAUUCUUUCCAUUGCAGUGGUGAGUGUGUGCAAUUGUGGCUGAGACAAAAACAACUUGCCUUAGGCCAGUCUGUAACAGGUAGUCAUGCAGCUAAACUAAUAAAUCCAGAGCCUAAUUACCUUACCACCACCCUCCCUCUUUUGUUGGUAAUAUGUAUCACUUCACUUACGCCAAAAUGUGGUCAGCCAGUCCUGCUCCAUUAGGGCCCCCUGUCUGCUGACUGUGGUGCUGGAACCACUGGACAGAGGCACUUACCUGUUUAAUGUUUAUUCAGUUUAUUAGUUGCUUGCGCGUGAGAGUCUCUGAGCGACUUAAAACAUUUUAGGAGUGUACAGCUUGACAUAAAAUUGGGGCUGGGGGAUCAGUUAGUUGCAAUAAGAGCCAUACAAUAACCUAUGGAAAAAACAGGGAAGAUUUCAACAGCAAAAACAUGCCAUUAAUAGAAAGCACAACCGCAGUAAUUCCCCAAAUACCCGGGAGAAUUUUUUUUACCUGGCCCUGAAAGGUGGUUAAUGGUGGCACCAGACAGAACCCACCAGGGAGAUGUGAACUGAGUUGACUUUGCUGGCUCACAGCCCCGUCUCAUCACCUGUGUGCUAGCUCUCCUAGAAAGAUUGGGCAAGGGUCAUAGCUCAGUGGGAGAGCUUUAAUGCAGAAGUUCCCAGGUUCAAUCCCUGGCAUCUCCAGGUAGGGCUUGGAGGGAUUCACUUUCUGAAACACUGGGCAGAUGCUGCCAGCCAGUGUAGGCAGUACUGGCUCUGUAUAAGGCAGCAUCCUAUGUUCCUGUGCUUUCACCUAGCAUCACUGUAGACUCAGAGGAUUGGCCCUGGUGGGCUAUUCCUGAUGCAAGUUCAUUGGCACACUUGAACCGGGGCCUCAAAAUGUGCCUAGGUGGCAUUCCUACUGUGUGUGGCACCAGAAGGCCAUCAGAGAGGCAACCUGGUGUGUCUGCUGGCAGUGAGCUGUGCACUUACUUCCUCUUGAGGCCGUUCUGCAUCCCGGCUUUUUUCCAGCCCCCAUGUGAAAACAAAGGGGACCUUGUCCAGCCCCCCGAACUCCUAAUGAAUCGUCUAGCCUGUUCACAGAGGUACACAAAGGCCUGUUUAGGCAGCCCUGAGAGCCUCAGGCACAAGCAGUUGGGUCCAUUCCAAGCAUCAGAUUAAAAGAUCCCUAGCCCCCUCCUCUCUACCCCCCCCCCAAUGAGCAGGCCUUACUGCCUCAGCCAAAUGAUUCAGGAGGAAAAAACAUUAGAGCGCCUGUUCAUCCUGCACCAAGAAUGAGGAACCUGUGGCCCUCCAGAUGGUGCUGGACUUCUUCGUAAAGCAGCUUCCAAUGCUGGCCAUCUGUGGAGAAUGUUUGAGGCUUUCUGCAAUGGAUGGUUCCCAUUUCCUUCAUGCUUGGCUCAGAAUGUGUUGAAGGAGUGCAUUAUAGGCUCCCUAUCGCUCAGUGCCUGUAGCUGAAUUGCAUGUUUAAGCCAGGCACAGAGCUGGUUCUCCCUUCUCUCCCCCCCCCCCAAAUCCCAGGUGCUUUGGCACAAUCUCAGCACAAUCAGCCAAGGAAUUCUUGGCAUUUAGUUCUGUUGCCUACCUUAAGCCUUUGCUGGAGUAAGUGGGUUUAAAAUGUACAUUCUCUAGUACUGUGAGAAUGCAAGUGACUCAAAAGGGUAAAAAAAUGAAUAAACCAUGUACAGUUAUUGAUUAUACAGUUAUUGGCUGCUUGUUGAGACUUGUUCAAGGGAAACUGGCCUUGGUGGUGACUUCUGCCUAUUGAUACAUCGAGGCACUGUUGCCCGAUUACCAUGCUUAUCGGCAGGCCUUGGCUUAUGUCUUGCAUCUGCAGGUGUGCAGAAUGGAAUCUAGAUUGAAACUGUGUGAUGUGGGGGGGGGCCCUUCCAGUUCUGGGGAGGAUGUGUUUUUAAAAUAAGCACCUGGAGAAGGUUUAGGGCCCUGGUGGAGAACCUCAAUCCUGUGAACAAAAGUGGCCUUCCAGGCUGCUCCACUUACUGGCUCUGCUUCACACCUGAAAUGUGUUUGCUUGGCUUGUCUUGUCCUUGAACUCUGAUUCUGCUUGCUUCCAUGGAUGGAGGAUGCAGAGGGAAGUGUGAAUGUGUGCGGGAACUAGCCUGCUGUACUAAGCUAAAGUUUGCAUUGCUUGCUCUGCCCCCAUUGGCCUGUGGCCCUUGGAAGGUUUUCUAGGAGGGAAUGUGGCCCUUGUUCCCCACCUGUGGUUUAGGGCUGAUUCUCUGUAAAGGGUGACUUAAGACUUAUCAUGGGCAAGCGCAUCUGUGCAUUGCCCCAAGAAGAUUUUUCUCCCUACCUUCUUUCUUCCUACCAAGGGUGGCAUUUGGCCCUCGCUGGACUACAAUUCCCAUAAUCACUUACUAUUGGCCAUGCUGGCUGCUGCUCAUGCGAGUUGAAGUCUAUUGACAUCUGGAGGGCCCCAGGUUAGCCACAAAGUGGUGAGAGUUCAGCUCCUAUUCUGUGCUUGAAAUCCCCCCUCCCCAUUUCAUAGUACAUUGACAGGACGUGCAUUGAGUUCAGUCACCACUGCCAAGCCUUAUUGUGCUCUUGGAAAAAGCUCCUGCUAGUUGAAAGGAUCUGUACAAAAUUCUCCAGGCCAAAAAAUCCUCUUAAUUUUUGACCUUGUGACCUUGGAAAAAAUGGUCUGAUUUAUCCUACUGGGGUCACACACACACCAGUAUUUGGUAUUGCUUGGGGACAGAGUUUUGCCCUACUUAAAGCAAGCCAGUGAACUCCUGGACAUGAUGUUUAGGGCUCAAUUUCCUCCACCAGCCAUUCUCUGUGCAUUGCUGUCACUCCUAUCUGCCCAGUCUUUUGACUGCAGCCUGUGCUGGCUUCUCCCUUCUGCUACUCUUCUUGCAUUGCAAGAGGCCUGGAGGGGGGAGGAAGUGAGUGGACUGGGCUUUGGCUUUUCAGCGUUAGAAAUUCCAUAAAUGCACAUUUCCGGCAGAGAAAGUGGGAGCAGCCAGCUCAGUUCCAAGGUGGGCGGGAUGGUUUGGCCUUGUCUACUUCCUUUUUUUUCUAUUAAAAAAAUGCCUCCUGAUUCCCUGGCCCAGCUUCUGAAAACUUUGCCUGACCCUGAUUUGCAGAUUGUAUGGUAACUAGUUGUGCUUGCUGAACCUAGGGAGUUGCGUAGCUGGUGCCUGUUCUGUGUUGGCGGUUGCUUUCCUCACUUAUGGGGUGCUCCAGCUCUGCUACCCCCCUCCUGUGCGGCACAGAUGGGGUUUAUUGGGGCUGGCUCAAGACUGUUUGCUGCCUGAGGUGCAGGAUAAUAUGGUCCCCUUCUCCCAGGUUUCCAUGUAUACUAAGCCAAUUACUGUGAUGUGCUGUGGGGGGCGGGGGAGGCUAUGCUUGGGGUUGGUCCAGGGACUGUAUCUGCUGCUGAAUGCAGCAUCUUACAAUUGGUUCAUCUGUUUUCUUUCCCUAAGGAAUCCUGGGAAUUGUGGUUUGAGGUUGAUGAGAAUUCCCAAGCUGAGUUCCAGCCUACAAUUCCCAGGAAUCCCUAGGGAGCGAGGACUAUGAUUAUAGCAGUCCCAUUGUUGUGGUGGGUGUGCCUUCAAUAUUUGGCAGAAUGUAGCAACCCUGUCAGAUGGGUGGCGUGUAAAUAUAUUAUUAAUAUUAAUAUUGCAGUUUGCAUAUUGGCAGAGUGACUCAUGGAUUACAGUUGAGAGAGGGUGCUUGCUUUGUGAUGGAAGUGCAGGAGGUAGCGGAUUAUGAUCCAAAGAAGCUCAGUGUGUACAUGGACGUAGCCAAGGGAGGCGGGGGGGGGGGGCAGCUGCCCCUAUCAAUAAAAAUGAAUACAAUACAAAACCAUACCAUACAAAUACCUUUAUUGGCAUUACAAGUUUAGAUAUUUCAAAUCCGUGGGAUAAAUUUAAAAAGGACAUGAGUGAGGCUGUCUAGGGUCACAAGACACUCAAUUGUUCUGCUUCACCCUGUCUAUUCCCUAGACUAGAGGGGUGAUUCAUUAAGAACCCUUUCGGGGGAAAUCAAUACUGUACAUACCUGAGGUUCUGCCCUCCCCUAACAAAAAUCCUGGCUACAACCAUGAGUGUGUAAGUCAUCUUUGAAACUUAGCAGAGCCUAGUUUUUGUCUCACCUGGAUGGGGGAGUGCUGAGGAAUCUCUUGUAUGCAAUUGGCUUUUUACAGCUUGGAAAGUCACAUGGAAAGACAUUGAAAAGUAUGGAACGAAUGGAUGAUUAACAGCAAAUUGGGAUGAAUGUUAAUUUUUGCAUAACCGCCCCGUAAACAGACCCAAGCAAAAACUCAGUAAAUACCAGACAUAGUCUAACCGCUAUGUAAGCUUUGUGCAACCAAAUCAGGAUGAAUGAACAGGUCUUCUGGAAGAGCCCAAGGUUUUUAGACAUGGAAGUGAUUCCUAUAGCCUGGGAAGGGUGGCUGUUAACUGGGUGGUUCCAGAUGGGGCUUGCAAAUAGAUCAGAGAGAAAAUGGGAGUUUGGCAAUGGUGUGGUUUUGUUGUUGUUUUGCUUCUCACAUUUGGCGUUGGGAGUUGUAGCCCAGCCACAUCUGGAGGCCGACAGCUUUCUCACUACUGUGAUAGACUGAUCACCUUCAGAGGGGUAAAUUGGCCUUUUACCUUCAUUUUCCUAGGCUGGAGGAGGUGCCGUUGGAGGUGCUGAGGCAGAGGGAAUCCAAGUGGCUAGAUAUGCUCAACAACUGGGACAAGUGGAUGGCAAAGAAACACAAAAAGGUGAGUCGCUGGCCAAGCGUCGGGUGAUGGCUGUUGCUCUCUUCCUCUUUCUUUCACCGUAUUAUGUUUUUUAACACUUGCUGAACAUUCCUGUGCCACAUUGUCUUCUGCUAUAGCCGCAGUUGAUGUGUAGAGCCACUCUUGGGCAGGGCGAUACAUGCUGUGACCCAGUCACUACAGACUUUACCUUUCCUCUGUUUCCUGUGCUCUUUGCUUCCUUUCUUUGCCAGAAUGUUAAAAAACGAAACAAUUUGCAACAUGAGAUAAUCACAUGAAUGAUGCAAAAGUCAGUGCACCAUAUUUUUUUUGGGGGGGGAGUGUUGUUUCUGCGCUCCAGGUUAGGACUCCACCUUCCCAGGUGGUCCGUUUUAGCAGCAGAUCAUCCUGCUUUUCAUAACAUCUUCCACAUCAAGGGCUUUUGGCAGUGUAUCAUGAUGACGCAUCCGAAGGGCAAUCAGACUGCCUUGCCCUCCCACAAUUUCCCCUUUCUGCCUCUUGCAUUUCAGCAUCUUGAUUGAGAGCAGACUGCGCACUCAAACAGGCAAGGUGGCUUGAACUAUACUUCUACCCAAGGCAGGCUUCCUGAUGCAAAAUGUCUCCCUGUGAUGAGGGCUCAGGGCUUGUGUUGCCCUGCCUCUGUGUGUCAGCGAAACCCUUUCUGCUUUGAUCUGACUUGGCCAUGCUGCAAAGCUUGCCGCAGAUUGCUGGGAAAGGCUUCCAGUCAGCCUCUUGGCAGGGCUUAUUAUCCUGAAUCAAAGCUUUUGUUUACACAGGCUGGGAAUCCCAGGAUGUACUUAACCCGCUGUGGACUUCUUUAUACUGUCAGUUUAUCCCAAGAUGAUAACAUUUGGAUUUGUGCUUGCAUGGGCAUGCAAGAGUCUUCCUAACCUUGCCGGAAUCGGUAACUCACACCCCUGUCCAUUCUCUAUAUGGACUACUAAUGCAUGACACAUAUAGAGCACUCUUUGAUUAUCUCAUUUGUAAAACACCCCUGUUAGGUAGCUCCAUAUGCUGGAUGAAAGAGGGGGACAAGGAGAGAAUGCUUAAGUCCUGCCUGCUAGGUUGUUGUUUAUUAAAUUUAUAUACCGUCCUUCAUUCAAAGUUCGGUUCAGAUACAACACUCAUGAUCAGGGACAUACUGAAAGCUCAUACCCUCACAUUCCCUUUGCACUGUAGGAAAAACAUCAGGAAGAACUUUCUGACAGUAAGAGCUGUUUGAUAGUGGAACAGACUACCACGAGAGGUGGUGGAUUCUCCUUCCUUGGAGGUUUUUAAGCAGAUGUAUGAUUUGGCUGAGAUUCCUGCAUUGCAAGGGGUUGAACAAGAUGACCCUCAAAGUCUCUUCCAACUCUACAAUUCUGGGGUUCUAUUUUUUUCUAUUUAGCACAAACCACACUUCACUAUAAACAUCUGAGCCAUGAUCAAACUGCAGUGGCUGGUAGGAUAGAAGGCAGGGAGCCAGGGACAAAGACAAGCAGAGCCAGCUAAUUCUGGUUUUGAUGGCAUUCUCUCCCCUACUGAGUUCUGCAAAGGUAACACUGAAGCUAAGGUUUGCCACCCGCUGGCAGAGCUGGUGAGGGCUGGCGGAGGUUAAUGGGGCAGUACUUUAUUCACCCUCAUGAACCAGCCUCCACUGAUCAAACUGUGGUUCACAAUUCUAGCUUGCAGAAUGUGAGUCUGGGGCCUUCACUUGCAUGACUUCCGAAUUGUGGUUUGGUGACCAAAUAGAGCCAUCUCUACUGGUUGAUAAUCCUCACUGACUUCCAUAGCAGUGACUGCAGUCCCUCAUAAUCGGUAUGCUGACCAACUUGGCCAAGUAAAGCAAACGCAUUGAUAAACCUCACAAAUCCAUUGUGCCAGCAACCUGCAGUGAUUCAAGAUACUUGUCAGACGGAGCUUGGCCCUAAAGUGCUUCUUAGGUCUUCCAAGUUUUUUCCUGUUCUGGACUCAAAUAGUAAGAAUUAAAAAACAAACAAACCCAAAGCAAAAUCAAAAACAGUAGGAAUAAUUGUGGCUUGAUGGUGAAGCUAAGCAUUUCCUGUUAACAUUUCAUUCUUGGUCUUAGUGCCCCCUCCUCAACCCCAUCAUAGGAGGGGGGGCUUGCUAAACAUACAGGCUUUGUGGACAGGGAUCUCUCAACAGGACUUGUUAUCCUGCAUCAAAUCCCUUGUAUGCACAGGCUGGGAAUCCCCCUUUUUUCCUGUUUACACUGUCGGCUCAUCCCAUGAUAACAGCUUCUGCUUUGUGCAGACAGAAUCUGCCAUCCCUGCCAAGAUCAGUGACUCUGUACCCAGAAAUUCCCAGGGAUCCUUUGUCCUGCUGGGCCUUUUAAUUGUUCUGUCUCCCUGCACCGCCCCCAUGCAAAGCUGGAAUCCAUCUGCUUCCCUAAUCGAGAGGAGCUUGGCUCAGCUUUGUUGAGACAGAGCUUUCAACAAGCGGCAUCCAGUUAAACUCCUCCUGUCUGUUUCCUUCCUGCCUGUGAAGUCACCAAGCAAGAUAGCACUGCUGUGUGUGUAUUUUGGGACACUCCCUGGCACUUUUGAGCCUGCUGUCCUACCAGCUGUGGCAUAGGACAGGCUUAGAGCUCCCCCUGCAGAACCUCCCUUGGAGGUGAUCAGAGUGGGCUUUAAGAGUGCAGUCUUAAACUGGAAGAACUAGGAACUUGGGAUUGAUGUGGGUAAGCCUCACCACGGAGCCAGAGUUUGGAAGGUAGCGAAAGUAGCCAUAAACAUUCUAGCAGGUUGUCUUACCCAAAAUACUUUGAUCACUUCUUACACAAAAAUCCCUCUGUUGUAUUUUUUGGAGGUGCAGCCCAACACCCCCCCCCCCCGCCGCCUUUCUGGAGAGAUCAAAGGUGGGAGUGUACGGAGAUAGAAACCCCAACUGAAGUGUAAUCAGAUUGGUGAACUGGAUCAGUGUCUGACAUGCCUUGUCAAAGUGUGUAGGGCACAAACUAGUAGCUUCUACACGAUACCAAAGGCUCGUCUGGUAAAGUCCCUGGUUUUCCAUGCAACCAUGAAGACUAGGAACUUUUGUCCUAAAAACCCAUGCUGCUUAGGAUUUUGUAGGAACUAUUGAAACAGACACCAUGCUUCAUCAUAUGGGGCACAGCUAUGCCUUGGACACAGCCCUGCCCCACCCCCUUUCCCCAACUUCCCUCUUAAGUAACGAGAGGAGUUAGAAUGCAGGUAGCUCGGGGGCACCUGUCAGGCCAACUUCCCUGGUUAUGGGUGGCUGGGUGGGAGAACCAAAAUAAAUAAAAGCAUGUUGCAAGUACCAUUCCAAUGGAAAAUACAUUUCCCCUCUUAUUUUUGUGCCCAACUUAACUUGUAUUCACCUGCACAAAAGGUGGCUGGAUUUUGCAACCUGAAUCAAUGGUGCCACAUCACGCCUGCCCCCACUUCUGUUGGGCACGGGGUGGGUGGGUUUAAAGGGACUGUGCGGUUCUCUGAAGCCUCCUUGGCCCUGGCAAGUUCUGCCCACUUCCCCAGGUCAGCUUUUGAAUUUGCACCUGGCACGUCCCAGAGGAGGCCUUUCCCUUUGUGACUGCAAAUUCCUGGCAGCACUUGCUCUGUCAAUGUGCCAGCCCUACAGGGAGCCCAUCGCCUCUACCGACUGUGUUUUCAAGCUCUUUCCUAGAAUGGGCUGAACCUUGCUCCCUGUGGGGCCCUGACAACUGCAAACUUUUCAAUGCUUCCCCCCUUCAGGCUGUCUGUUUCUUCUCCUGUGCUUUCCCUGGCUCCUCCUCCACCCCAACAUCAAAGAGUCUGGCAGGAGGUAGGAGUUUGCAUCCGAAGUUGCCUUUGGCACUAGCAGUGCAAGCUGCCUUUCCCACAGACCCUGGGAUGGGUGGGGUGGGGAGAGAGAAAGGUCUGCCUGCAACUGGUUUUCGUCGAUGUGGACUCUUGUGGCCAGGCCCUGCCUUAGACUGCUGACUCCUCUGUCUGCACUAGACCUUCAGAUUUCCUUUGUUUUCCAGCAUUUAAUCUCUGGCGCCUUCCCAUGAAUGCAACUGCAUCCCGUGUUGACUUUUCUCUCUGCCUGCCCACAGCCCGCCCCCCAUCCAUAUCCAAACAUGCUCUGCUGUUUUGGAGUGUCUGUCCUUGAUUUUUUUCUAAGGAACCCCUUAGCUUCCCACCCCCAUGCAAAUCUAUAGUGUUUGAUUUAGGGGAUUGAUAUUCACUGCUUCCUAUAUCAAAGAAAAUCUCAAGCCAUUUACAGCAACUUAAAAAGAUCACGAAUAAAAUGACAAACACAGAAAAGUAGUAAAAAGAAAUUCACAUUUUAGAGCAGCACAGAUAAAAUAUGCAAGCGUGUAGUUAGAGUUGGCAGCACCACUUUUGCUUCUGCUGCUGUCACCCUAGCUUAGAUUUCCUGUAGAGUCAUGUUGUUGUUGUUGUUGUUGUUGUAUUCUGCAGCACAUUACUGAUGCAAUAAUAGUGCAUUAAUGGUGGAUUUAUACUGAACUGUCCACAUGUUGCUCCAGUUUAUUAGCUGUUCUGCUAUGCAUCCCCAGUGUUGCAGCAAUACUGCUGCCUGGAGGGGCUCUCUUGUGCACUGCAGCUCAAUGAAAGUAGGUGACCCCCACCCCCACCCCUCUGAAUUUUUGUGGCAUGAAAAGUUACAAGGUUUUAGCAGGAAGCUACGGGAUGUGCACUGUUGGAAAUGAAGCAGUCCAUCCAACUCAGUGUUUGUAAGUGCAAGCAGUAUUGAGAACAAGUUCAUAUGUCACCUUUCCAGUACUGUCAAUGCACAAUAAAACAGAUGUCUAGAGGGGGCCCUGAGUUCAUGGUAAAGAGAUAGGUGCCUUUGUAUGGGCCUGUGAGCUACUAAACACACAGCUGCCUUCUGGGUUUCAUCCUACAAGCAACCCAGUCAGGCAUUGGGACGCCUGACCCUGCUUUCUGUGUUCGUGUGCAAUUCUUGCAUGCUGUGUUUAAUACGGCUUUCUCACACCUCUGCAAUAACUCUUUUGCCUUUUCAGAUCCGGCUGCGAUGCCAGAAGGGGAUCCCACCAUCGCUGCGGGGUAGGGCCUGGCAGUACCUCUCUGGAGGCAAAGUCAAGUUGGAGCAGAAUUCCGGGAAGUUUGAUGUAAGGCGUUUCUCGAGGCGGGAUAAGACGACCUCUCUGCCCCCAUUCCUACAGUGCAGAGUUAUUCAAGGGCAUCUGCUACCAUGUGAUGUGCUGACUUCUCGGUUGCUUAGAUGGAAAAGUCCAUGUGACUUAGGAGGACUGUAAAGAUGCAUUUAACACUUUGUGUAAUUCGGACCCUGCUCUGAUCCUGUGAGGCAACUCACUUUUUUUAAAAGGGCAAAGUCUGCAAAAAGGCGCUAAAAUGUAACCAAGUCUCUGGACAUUGCACCCUUAACAAAAAAUUGAACAUGUCGUUUUGGUGCUGAAUAAUUUCUCUAGCGCAAGUAACGAAAAGGGGUUCCUUCUCUGUGGCAUUGUGCAUGCAUAUAUAAAUGAGAACAAACAUGGGCAGACGCAAAGAUCAAGAGGUAAACACUGCCAUCAGGGUUGAUAGCCAUUGAUGGACAAAUUGUCUGACCUGCUGUAAGGCAGCUUUCUCUGAUCCUGUUAUGUGCACCCUAGUUCAGGGAUACUAGAGUGUUUUCUGCUUCAACCCCUCUAGUGUCAAUCACAGAGGAUAAAGCUAUCAAUGGCUAUGCUCUGCCUUCAUAGUUGGAGGCAGUAAUGCUUCUGAAAACCGGUUCCUGGAAGCCACAGCAGGGGAAAGUGCUCAGGUCCUGCUUGAGGGUCUCCCACAGACAUCUGGGUAGCCGCUGUGAGAACAGGAGGCCGGACUAGAGGGACCAUUGGCCUGAUCCAUCUGACUCUUCUGAUGUUCUUAUUGAGGUGUACAUUUCCUCCUUCACUCGUGGAGGGAGGUGGUGUUUGUUGUCCUCACCUUUAACCCACAGUGUCAACACUCCCUCAUUUGAGAGUCUGUCUUGUCGUUGCCCAUCUUACUAUUUCCCCCUGCACAAGGAUCUCUUAAGCAUCCACUUUGGUGUAUCUUUAACAGCAUCAAUCCAGAGGAGAUCACCUUGGAUACUUGGGGGAAAACCUCUCCCAACAACUCAUUUUCUAUCACAGUCUCACAACUAACAAAGUGGGUACUCUGUCUGUUCCCCAGGAGCUGGAUUUGGCGCCGGGAGACCCCAAGUGGCUGGAUGUGAUCGAGCGGGAUCUCCACAGGCAGUUUCCCUUCCACGAAAUGUUUGUUGCUCGUGGAGGACAUGGGUAAGCCAGAAUGUCUCUCCUCUUGUCAAAUACCAGCUGAUCCUUAUUGUUCAAGGCAAACACGUGGGCACCCACCUUCCCCGCCCAGUGGCUUGGUGACCCCAGCGUUGGGCAGGCUUCCCAGCUUUUCUUUAGGUGUGUGUUGCAGGUUGCCUAGCGUUGUGUUGUUGGCAUUGUCUGAAAUCUCUUUGGCAACCCCACUUGACCCUCUUGUCUUGCUGGCGGGGGCUGAGGAAAGUGGAUUAGCAGAGGGCAGUGACUAUAAGGAAGUUCUCUCUGCCAGGUAUUCAGGUUGCCUUGACCACCUGGGCACGUCUGGCAUACAAAGAGAUGCAGUUCUGGGCAUGCCUGACAAAUCUUUGGGGUGGGAGGGUUGCCUGGGGAGGGAAGAAAACAAUACCCUUGGGCAAAUAGAGGCAGUUCACUUUCCUUUCAGACCAUGGAAGCCAUCAGCUGCCAUCAAUCUGUUUUAUUAUUGUUAGGGAUAUUCACAGGGCUGUGAGCAUUUGGUGCAGUAUUUCAGGUUACCUUUUGGCACCAAGGGCAGCUGAAUCCUGCUGCCUCCGUGGCUCAGGCAAAUAAGCAAGCUUGCAUCAUGAUUUGGUGUGAUUACAUCGGUUGUAGUUCUACAACUUUGUACUCUUACCUCCCUCUCCCUGCUUUUGCUAGUAAUGGAAAAGGGCAAGGGGCCAAAGUCUCAACUCUGAUCGCUAGGUUCCUUCCCUCUUUGGAGAACUGAAAUUCAGCUCAUGGUGAGGGACAAGGAGAACCGCUUUGAAAUUUCAUUGAGAACUUCCAAGCUUAGCUAAUCUCCAAGGCUCUGCCAAGGGAAUGGAAAUUCUACUAAGCAAACCACAAGCAUGAUUGUUUUCAGGUAGCCAAACAUGACGUUUUGUUUUUUGUUUUAACACCGCUUUUCAACCACUCAGAGCCCUUUCAGUAAAAGCAAUCCUUCUUUGGACAGGGCAUGGGAGCCUGUGGCCCUCCAGAUGUUCAUGGGCUCCCGUCUCUCCACAGCCAGCAUGGUGAAUGGUCAGAGAUGCUGGGAGUUGUGGUCCAGUGACAUCCAGAGGGCCAAGGUUUCCUACACUUGCCUUAAAACAACCUUGCAAAAUAGGCCUCCCCAGAGUGGCAGAUGGGGUGGUGCAGCAGCAAAGAGGCAAGAUUUGAACCCAGGACUCUGUAAGCUGAAGUUCGUUCUGUGAUCCCUACUGUGGACGUCAUCUCUCUCCUGGCUUGCAUGCAAUUUCGAGUCCUUGAGGGCUCCACUUAUGAGCAGCAGACUUUGCAUUCCCUUAGUUCUCAUGCCUGUGGUAUGGGUUGCUCUUUCCCUCAGGCAGCAAGACUUAUUCCGGGUACUGAAGGCCUACACACUCUAUCGGCCAGAGGAAGGUUACUGCCAGGCCCAAGCUCCAAUUGCUGCAGUGUUGUUGAUGCACAUGCCUGCAGAGGUAGGUGAUGCUUUGCUUGGAACAGAGGUUCCCCGAUUGAUUUCUUACAUUUGUAUCCCAACUUUACCUCCAAGGAGCUUGAGGUGCCAUUCAUAGUUCUCCCCUCAUAGAUCAACCUAAUCAACCUGUUGGGUUGAUUCUCGCUUCCAUCUAAGACGGGGAUAGGGAAUCUUUUUGGCUCCACAGGUCAGACCCUCAUUGGACCCCCUGGCAGGCCAAGAUUGUUUGGGUCAGCAGCCCUUGGGGAGAGAAGGUGUUUCAGCCCCCAUACACAUCCUGUGCUGUCUGUUUAAAUUUGCUUAAAAGGGCGGGGGUCUCUGUGCUCUGACAUGGACCUUGCGGUUCUUCCUGCAGUGGUACUUCACACUUCUCUUAUCUGGAAUCUGGCUUUGAAAGCAAUUUGGGACCCAGUAACCGUGGCCCUGGAUUUGCACCCCAAACUCCCGGGAAUCUUUAGCCAGACUUAUCCAUAUCCACACAAGGUAUUGCAUGUCAGGCACAGCUCCACAUGGUGAGCUGAAGAAGCCCCUUGUGCAUUCCCCCCCCCCCCCCGCGCGCUUCGAUGUAGUUGAAACUGCUGGAGAUGUCCAGGCAGCUGCUCUGUCCCAAUGGCUGCUGCUUCCUGCUCUCUGUGUGCUGCUCACUUACAAUGUUGCCUCUCUGGGAGCAUUGGGAGUGAGUGGGGUGCAUGAAGCAGCUAUGAAUAGUUGCUUAAGAAGGGGAGAUUUUCUCUGUUGCAGCUCCUCCCAUCAUGGGACUGCACAGAUGGGGAAAGCGGUGGGGUGGGUGUUAAAUCAGUCUGCACAGUGACCACUUUGAAUGCACGUUGCUCCAAUCAGCUCUGUGCUGUGCUUCAGAGUGAUGCCUUUCCUCCUUUUUCCUUCCUGCCCUCAGCAAGCGUUCUGGUGCCUUGUGCAGAUCUGUGAGAAGUACCUUCCUGGCUACUACAGUGAGAAGCUGGUGAGUUAACUGGAGCAAUCCUGAAUGCCCCUUUUGACAGGGGCAGGCUAGUCCAAGGGAUGGCAACUUCUUCGAUCUUCAGUCUGUGUUGCCCCUUGUAGAAUUCAGCAGGGAGGAGGAAGGGGACAUGGAAUAAUAGAAUUGUAGAGUUGGAAGAGGCUGCAAGGAUAAUCUAAGUCGAAACCUCCACAAUGCAGCAAGCACAGUUAACGAAUCCCUGACAGAGGGCCAUCCAACCUCUGUUCAAAAGUUCUUCAUAAUGCUUAGUCGAAAUCUCCUUUCUUGUCAUUUGAAUCCAUUAGUUUGGGUCCUCUGCUCUGGAGCGGCAGAAAACCAGCUCACUCCCAUCUUCUACGGAACAGCUCUCCAGAUAUUUGAAGAUAGCUGUUGUAUCGGCUCUUUGUCUUCUCUUCCGCAGGCUAACCACACCCAAUUCCCUCAAAAUCAUGCUGAGUGGUAGAGCAUUGCCCUUGCAAGCAGACAAUCCCUGGUUCAAUCCUCUAGAGCUUGGGGAGAGACUGAAAUGCCACAGAGGUGCUGCCUGUCAGUGUAAAUAGCCCUGAGCAGCAUGGGCCCAAUGGCCUGACUUGGCAUAAGGCAUCUCCCUAUGUUCCUUUUGGCCUUCAACCUGUCAUGUGACCAGCAGGAGUUGAGCAUGUGGUCCUGUGACAACCCAGGCCUUUCCUUACCCCUUUGCCUGCCCUUGACCCAGGUUCCUUCCCUCUCUCUCUCUCCAUGCGCAGGAGGCCAUCCAGCUGGAUGGGGAGAUCCUCUUCUCUCUCCUGCACAAGGUCUCCCCUGUGGCCUACAAGCAUCUGAGCAAGCAGAAGAUUGACCCCAUCCUGUACAUGACAGAGUGGUUUAUGUGCGCCUUCUCCAGGACAUUGCCCUGGAGUUCUGUGCUCCGCGUUUGGGACAUGUUUUUCUGCGAAGGUACCGUCUUGGGUGGGGCCCCUUGAAUCCCUUUGCUAAGUGGACCGGGGAGACCAAGGGGGUGAGGCACACUUGGCUGCAUUAGGGUGAGGGAUAAUCCCAGCUUAUCCUCCUGCCUCUGGCUCCACAACCAUAGAGGGGGGCUUUUUAUGCCCGGGCUGGGGGACCUGUGCCCCCCACCCCCCUGAUAUCACUGGACUCCAGGAGUAGCCAGCAUCGCUAGUGGUCAGGGCUGACGUGAGUCCACGAGCGUUUGGAAGGCCGCAGCUUCCCUGUCUCUGUAUUUUAAGCCCACUGGAGAAAGUUUCCUUCUGGAACAGGCUACUGUUCCCAGGUUCCUUGAUAACAAAUUUGUCCUACUUUAUAGCAGGCUCUUCCCAUUUUUGCCUCUGGCCCUGUCUAGCUCCGGAAAGUGGCCCCCAGAAGGUUGUCCCCCAUAUCUGGUUAGGUCACAUAAGCAUGAGGGUCUCCUAAAACUGCAGAUGUGGGGCAAGCAGCAUUCUCAAUGCUGAACUUUCAUCUUCCACUUUGGGAGAAUCCAUUUGUGUUGAAAUGCUGCCUCCUGCUGGUAAUUGGCAUAUGUGCAUCUUUAUACAGUGGUGCCCCGCAAGACGAAUGCCUCGCAAGACGGAAAACCCGCUAGACGAAAGGGUUUUCCGUUUUCAAUGCCCUUCGCAGGACGAAUUUCCCUAUAGGCUUGCUUCGCAAGACGAAAAUGUCUUGCGAGUCUAGAGAUUUUUUUUCGCUUUUCCCCCCCUUUAUCUAAUCUGCUAAGCCUUUAAUAGCCUUUAAUAGCCUUUUAGCAGCUAAUCCCCUAAGCCUUUAAGCCUUUAAUAGCCGCUAAACCGCUAAUAGCGCUAAUCCGUUAAGCCGCUAAUAGGGUUGCUUCGCAAGACGAAAAAACCGCUAGACGAAGACUCUCGCGGAACGGAUUAAUUUCGUCUUGCGAGGCACCACUGUAUUGAGGAAUGCCAGAACUUCAUUCCCAGAUUGUGUAUAUCUGCAUGGCAGCAAUAUGCAGCUUGUUUGAUCCUUGUAUCCACACUGUGGGGUCUGUGUGUGAGAGAGAUCCAAGAUCACCAGUAGACUUUGUAGCUGAGGACGGGGGGAUUUCGACCCACACCCUUUGGCUCAAAAUCUAACACUCUCUUUCCUUCUACUACAGCACACUGAUGGCUCUCCUCUUAAAUGUAAAGCCAUACUUCCUUACUUGAGGAAGAAUGGGAAGGUGGAAGACCUCUGUGCAUGUUGAGUGUGUGUUGAUCAGGUGGUAUUGGGCAUUUCCUGCUGAGGAAGGUGACUAAAAAGCCUAGAUUGGCCCUGUUUUUACCAGCGUAACAGUGCUUGGGCGAAUUCUGUCUCUGAGGCAGGGGUGUGGGGAACCAUUUUUCAGCCUGAUGGCUGCAGUUCCUUGUGUGCAAACUCAGUGGGCCCCGAGGCAAAAGUGGGUGAGUCUCACCAUUGUAUAGAGCACACACCUCAAAGUCAGAGAGUUCUCCAGGCACCCCUCUCCAUCCCCCAUCCAGACAAGCCAAGAGUUCAAAGAUGGGAUUCCAUCCAGGCAACAGCACCUGGAGGAGGUGCAGCAGGAUCUGUAAGGCAAUGUGGCUUAGGGAGGGUGUGUGGCACCUGGGGUGAGUCCUGAGAGUCAGGUGGAGAGGCUGGGGGGCGCUGUAUUUGGCCCCCAGCACUGGGACUUCUCCAUGCCUGUUUUCAGGGUUAUAAAGCAAGACAGAAGUACAGUGGUACUUCAGGUUACAUACGCUUCAGGUUACAGACUCCGCUAACCCAGAAAUAGUGCUUCAGGUUAAGAACUUUGCUUCAGGAUGAGAACAGAAAUCAUGCUCCAGCGGCGCAGUGGCAGCAGGAGGCCCCAUUAGCUAAAGUGGUGCUUCAGGUUAAGAACAGUUUCAGGUUAAAAAUAGACCUCCGGAACGAAUUAAGUACUUAACCCGAGGUACCACUGUGUUCUAAAUAAAUUGGGAGGGGCAGGUAGAUUGACUUGUAUUCUGCCUCUUGAUGACUGUUCCACAUAUUGAUGGUUAACUUGACAGCCUGCUCUUCUUUUCCAGGAGUCAAGAUUAUAUUCCGAGUGGGUCUGGUGCUGCUGAAGUACACCCUGGGCUCUUCUGAGAAGCUCAAGUCCUGCCAAGGGCAGUAUGAGACAAUGGAACGGCUGAGGGCCCUGAACCCCAAGAUCAUGCAGGAGACUUUCCUUGUGCAAGAGGUAAGAUGGGAGUCGGGCCUGGCCCCAGCCUGUUCAGUGGGUUUCCUAACUGCACGCGGCUGUAAGCUGGUCACCUGAUCAGACUGAAGGAGUCACUUUUCCGCAGUGCAGCUCAUAGCACUGAUCGCUGCCUUGGUUCCCCCAAGUCAGUAGGCAGCCACACCAGCUCAGAGUUCCCCAAAAAGGCCCAACUUGUGGUUCUGGAGAAGUGCAACCAGAACUGGAUUUCCCUGAGAUUCACAGCAAAUGUGCUGCUUUUGAACUGCUACUUCCCUUUCCAAAAAACCAGAUUUGACUAUACCACAAGCUGUGUCAGUUGAAGCAGUGUGUGUGUUUCCAGGCUACACAGAACUCUGUCAAGCUUAGUGAAGUAGAAUUCUGUGUCACAUGGGCGUGUUGUUUAGUUUUUUGUUUUGCUCCUGCUGAAGCAGUUGAGAGUUGGAAAUCCUUAUGGAUCUACUGCAGAUCACCCCAAGAUGUUCAGGUAGAUCGAAGUCUACCUUCUGCCCACCCCUCACCUGUUGUUGUUGUUUGUUUGUUUGUUUGUUUGUUUGUUUAUAUCAACUGGUAGAGCAUGAGACCCCUUAAUAUCAGGGUCCUGGGUUCGGGCCCCACGUUGGGUGAAAGAUUCCUGCCUUGCGGGGGGUUGGACUAGAUGACCCUUGUGGUUCCUCCCAACUCUGCCAAUUCUAUGAUUCCUUCAGCAGAAGGUCCCAGAGUGUGUAAAAGUAAUAUAAAACACAGCCCAUGCCUGCCUGAAGGUUCAAUCUCACUGUGCACACCUGCUUCUAGAGUCUUGCCUGAUGCCUUGGAGAAGCUGCCAGCCAGAACUGACAGUAAUGGACUAGGCAGACCAAUGGGGUACUCUGCAGAAAGAAACUUUAUUUCUGUUGGGAUGUUGAUGUCUUCAAAGCAACACUGCCCUCUGCUGGAAUAGCCUUUUUAUAACUGGCUUACAAAAGGUCAAAGUAGAGUCUUUCCUGGUUGCCACUGUGCUGUGUUAUACAGGCAGGCCUUGCUUUUUGCCUUAACUGUUCAACAAGCACAAAGUGUAAUCAAUAUUCUGCAGGGGGCUGUAUCCUGAAGAUUAGUCAUUUGUAUAUUAGUGUCUCUCCUAGGCAAGGGGCAGCUAACCUUGUAACCAUGGGACAAAUCUGCCCCCCCCAAUAGUUCUUUUGUGACCUGAAACUCCAGCCUCCAGUUUAUUUAUACCUGGCUGCUCCCAUGGGUAUCCUACUAAUGUGAAAAGAAUGCCGUGAACUCCACCCAACCCCCACUCCAGACCCUCCAAAUGUGUCCUUUAAAAAUAAUUGGCCACACCCACUUUGACAUGCAGCCCCUGGGGUGGACUCAAGUUUAGGGUCCCCCACUUGCAAUAGGCUCUUUAGCGUCCCUUCUUAAAGAGAGGUGGAGGGAUGUGGGCCCUGUUUUCAGUCGCAGGUGUUCCUAGGGCAGAAGGAAACCCUCUCUGACUGAGGUGAGCGAUGUGUGGCAGAGCUCUUGCAACUGGAAACUUGAGAGAGGCACAGACAGUUCAAGAAGAGAGACACUCUUUCAUCUUUUGAGUAAGCUUGUGCACCUGGUCCCCUUCAAAAUUCAGCUUGCGUCUUGAGAGCAGAAGUCAACAUUCGUUCGGUUUUUAUUGAAUGGAAGUUAAGAUGUGGAUAUUGAUGCGUUUCCAUGUUGAAGAAGCUGAACCUGGUGGAUAUUUGGGGAGGGGGACAGAAUACCCUUAAACUUUGGGUGCUGGCAUUCCUCUGUUCCGUAUCAUGUUCUGGCAUGAUGCCCAAGGAGGAACUGGCUAUUGAUGUAUUUAUUUAUUUGGUCCUCCUUUAGAUCAUAGAGUUGCCAGUGACGGAGCGUCAGAUAGAGCGAGAGCACCUGAUCCAGCUGAAGAAGUGGAAAGAGACCCGCGGGGAGCUGCAAUGCAAAUCCCCUCCCCGCUUCCACGGUGCCAAGGCCAUCAGCGACGCCGAGCCCUACUCCCGCAAAGCCCUGGAGCCCUCGCCCUCCAUCAUCCUGCCCCCCGGCACCACACUUUCGCCCAAGGGCCGCAAGACCAAACCGCUGAAGGGGAACAAGAGAGGGGGCCAAGGGAAGAGCACCCCGGUCAACGGCCCCAUCCCCGAAGAAAACGGGACUCGGACAUUGCUGGAGCCAGAGUCCUCUCUCCUCCACCAGUCCAAGGAGAGCCUCAGCUCUCAGGAGAGCGAGGACACUUACCUGUAAACUGGGUGGCUGAACGCUCCAGACCACCACCCCCUGGCCUGCUCUGCCGCCUGUCUUAAGUAGCCUCUGCAGCCAGAGGGAGCCAACGACCCAUAGGUGGGGGUGAGUGGGUAGCUGGGAUUCUGAGAAUUUCUGCUGUUGCACUCAAGGUGAGCUAGGACUGCAGGGGCUCUCUAGCUUGAUCUUAACUGUAUGCAGCAGUGCCCCCUGGUGGCCCGGAGGUGAGGCACAACAAGUGCACCUCUCUGUGUCUCCGGUGGGAAAGGCUAAAGCAAGCAGCUGCUGUUCUGCCUUCUUUUGGGAAGUCUUCACAGGAUGGGGCAGGGUGCUGCCCUUGCUGUACACCUGCAGGGUUUGGUCUGUGAGGAUCGUGCAGGUAUAGAUACAGGUUUAUUUCCUGCUAUGCAUUCACCAUCAUUGCUUUGGCAGUGCUGGGGACAGCCCGGCGGGUAUCUGUUCUGUGGGGAAUUGGCAGGAGCCAGGUUGGCUGGCUGAUGGUGGCCCUCUCUGUUCAGGCGGAUGGGACUUGCAUCCAUGCUCUGACUCUCUUGGCCUAUUAGCCACCUGUCACUCUUUCCUCACGCAGUCACGGUUGCGGUCGAGACUUUGCCUCUUACAGGACUUGCAUUCCAACCUCAAUCAUGGGAGUAGCUGUGUGCUCUCGUAUCGUUUUGACAUUCCCUUCCCAACAUUCCCCUCUGGGCCUUCUUCCCUUCCCUUUGGGUUCAUCACAUCAGCUGAUGAAACUAUUCCUUCUACUGCCCAAACAUUGCGGGUGGCUGCUGGUACUCUGGUGGCCCUGACCUGGAUCUGGAAAUCCUUCUGCUCCUGGAGGGCCCGACCUCUUCCCCUCCUACCCCAGUAUCUUCUGCCCUGUACGCCGGAACAAUCGGGCGACCUGUUCUGUGCAUACAUGGUUCAGAGUUUUGUGAAGGUCAGAGAACUAACACGUUCACCUUCCCUUGCUGUCUUGACCAAAUUUCUCAAAAGGGUUUUUUCCCAUGCUGGAAUCGGGAGUACUGAAAUCACCAUUCACUUCUGGAUCAAUUUUCUUUAUAGAAGGAACUGCUGCAGAAAUGUGUUAGCUUUUGCUGCUACGUGUGUGCGAUUUGGGUCUUUGAGCAUUGGCUUGAGCUGACAUACGGUCCAGCUCUGCCGGUGACGCCCUGGAAAACGAGGCAGCUUGUUUCCAAGGCAUUAGUCAUUUCCAUUGCCCACCCUCUCAUUCUUCAGAAGGCUGUCCUGGUCCUUCACCUACAACUUCCCCCAGUUGAUGGAAUUAAAGCUGGAACCCUGAAUGGCCAGAGAGAAGGGACUGAGCAGCACCCAUUGGUUGCUGCCUGUGGCCCUGCCUCCCAACUGAUAUGGUGCUGUUCAUAGAAUGGUUGGUUCCAAAAUGCAAAACCCUUCACUGUUCAUUUUCUCUCUAGCCCUUUGCAGGCUGAGGUUGAACCUCCCCUGUUCUUGAAGGCUCCCAUGGGCAACAAUUUAAUUCCUGGCCAAAGCAAAAAAGUGGGAGACUGCAGUUUAUUAAGAAGGCUCAAGGAGAGGCCCCUCCCUCCUCUCCACAGGCCCCCUUUCAUUCCUUCAACACAGAUCCGUCAGGAUGGGGUGAUGCAGUGGCACUUGAGGCCAUCUUUUCUGAUAGCCGACCUCGCCUGCACCGUCCCAUCCCAGGGGGUUGUAUGUCCAGGUUGGGUGGGGAGGUGGAGGCUUGUCUUCCUUCUCCCCCAAUGCUAGGUUAUUACUGAUGGGUCUGGAGUUAUUUUUGUGCAUUUUUUUUUAAAACGGGAAAUCAUUAGCUGAAAGUGUUUUGUACAAAAGGCAAAAUAAAACCAUAAUUAUGUAAAUGGUC